Elaeis guineensis (African oil palm) is the source of this 1321-nucleotide messenger RNA. The record is from RefSeq and is a predicted model, not a curated record. NCBI's taxonomy places the organism in Eukaryota, Viridiplantae, Streptophyta, Magnoliopsida, Arecales, Arecaceae.
CCGCGCAGUGGGAGAUGCGAACGUUGGAGCGAGGUGCCAAGGGCGAACCCGAGAUGUCGUCCGCUCUCCAUCUCCUCCACCGCCAUUGCUGCCAGCGAUUGUUAUCUCCUCUCCGUCUCGGUGGUGCUCUACCUGUAGACGUCGCUCUGUCCUCCGCUUCGCUUCAAGCCUUUCAUCUCCUCGAACGACCGGGGGAUCCAAAGUACCAGAAGCAUGAGAGAAACCCUAUCAAGUAUUGGAACACCUUCUACAAAAACCACCAGGAUAAGUUCUUUAAAGAUCGGCACUAUUUGGAGAAGGAUUGGGGACACCAUUUCUUGCUAUCUGGUGAGAAGGGCCAGGCUUCUACUCAUCCUAAGGUCGUGUUGGAGGUUGAUCUUUGCUCUGUCCAUGUUGGUUGUGGAGCUGGAAACACUCUUUUCCCACUUCUAGCAGCAUUUCCAGAUGUCUUUGUUCAUGCACGUGAUUUCUCACCUUUUGCAAUUGCACUUGUCAAGAUUUUUAUGUUGUCUGCAGUGUCUCCAAUGAAGAUGCCUUUGGCAUUGCAGAAUGUCAGAAAUGUUCUUAAGCCAAGUGGUACCUUACUUUUCAGAGACUAUGCCAUGGGGGAUUUUGCUCAAGACAAACUUGCCAAGAAAGGUCAGAUAAUUAGCAAUAACUUCUAUGUCCGUGGCGAUGGCACUUGCGCUUUCUACUUCUCUGAAGAUUCAUUGUCAACCUUGUUUGAAAGAAAUGGCUUCAACACUGUGGAAGUCAGUGUGUACUGCAAACAGAUUGUGAAUCACUCCUGAAAAGCGCUGGAUACGUGCCACAUUCUGCAAUGUGGGUCAUUCUGACCACCAAGUAUUGCCUUCAACUAGUAGUUGCUAGCUUGAUGGUUAAGUGGGAUAACCACACAUGGACCCGUUUUAUGGCUUUGGAAGGUCAGCUGCAUAUGCCUGGAGUUUUGGCAUUUUUGAAAGACAACAACUUUAGCAACCUGAGGUGAAAAAUCUCAUUUUUUUAUGUUACUUCAGGUGAGUUAUGCUUUUCUAAUAUAGGAAGUGAAUAGGUGAUGGUUUAUGUAGUUAUAGCUGCUACUUUGUAGCCGCCAAACCUCUUCAAAAUGAGAAUGAGCGAAUCUGGGGCUUGAUACUCAAGAUGAGAUUAUGACUUGCUGAUGCAAAUUCUUGCUCAUUCGAUGUUUGUAUAUAUUUCUUGAUUGUAUAAUUUUUAUAAGCCUUUGUUGUGAACUUAGACUGUAAGUUGUUCUGAUUAUAUAAUUUUUAAAGCUUGCAGCAGCUUUAAUCCACAUGCGCUGUUCCUUAACAUUCUGCUGCAA